Coccidioides posadasii C735 delta SOWgp is the source of this 2614-nucleotide messenger RNA. NCBI's taxonomy places the organism in Eukaryota, Fungi, Ascomycota, Eurotiomycetes, Onygenales, Onygenaceae. The record is from RefSeq and is a predicted model, not a curated record.
AUGAAGAAUCCUACUCUUUCUCUGACUCCUCUUAUGGAACGUCGGACUCUGCAAGACCAAUACUGCACCCUCCAAUACCGCGCAAAAGACCCGGUUACUCUGAUACACACCUUUAUCAAGCCCAUUGAAAUAAAGCUCCCAGAGGGUGAGCUGCUGCCGAGACCACCACAGUGGGAGAGAUUUCCCUUUCUCAAGCGAUAUUACGGCGGUAUAAAGACGUUAGUGCCAAGACAGAAUAAUGUGCCUGAAUACCCUGGCGAGGAAGUCGACGAAAAAGUGAAGAGCGGUAAAGGCUUGCCCACAGAGGAUAAGAAGAAACGGGAUUCUCAGCUCUCCAGUUUCAUCUUUGAUCCAUAUCCAAAUUAUACCUCCCCAGAAUACAUCGCUAGAUACGGCAGUAAAAAGGAUUGUUUUCUCGACACGGCUGGAAAGGUCUCGGUCCCAUAUGUCCGCCAUUACAAUGGUGUCCCGAAGGGAUUUCCAGACGCCAUAAUUGGUUCGAAUGAGUUGCUCGGAAUCAAAGACGACAUUUGCUUCGAUCGAUUCGGGAGGUUAGGUCCUUACGGCUUGGGAUAUGGUUCCAGAUCUGGGGGCAGUGGUGCCGGACUUGAGGGUGACAGGUCUGGGAUAGAAUCUGUUUGGGAAGACGUCCCUCCUGUCGAUUUUCGGGGUAUCCAAUGGGCAGAGGUUCAAGACCGUUGUGUUUCCGCGAACCGACACCGUUUUCCAAAACCAUCCAAACCGAGAGUUGACUCUUUCCGGACGCUUCCACUUGCAAAACGACCCGAGGGUGAUCAAAAGGGAACUGAGACGGUUCCCGCUAAUGUCACGAUUGGAACCGACCGUCUUCCUCGGGUUGCAUUUAUCAUUCGCACGUGGCACGAUUUCAAGUAUAACAAGGAGUCCAUCAUGUACUUACGGUCGUUGAUAUCCGAACUUUCUUUGGUAUCUGGCGGAGAAUAUAUGGUACAUUUCCUUAUCCAUGUACGGGACGACAAUCUUCAAAUUUGGGCCGACGACGAAACAUACAAUCGUGUUUUGGAAAACGCCCUUCCCAAGGAAUUUUGGGGGAUGGGGAGUCUGUGGUCGGAAAGACAGAUGGGACUUAUUUAUGGUGGGCUUGAGGACGCGUUCGUUCGAGGUCUACCAGUUCAUGGUGUUUACAGGAGCGCAUUCAUGCCACUACAAUACUUUGCUCAUCAGCAUCCGGACUACGACUUUUACUGGAACUGGGAGAUGGAUAUACGGUACACAGGGCAUUGGUAUCACCUACUCCAUAAAAUCUCGGAAUGGUCAAAACAGCAGCCACGCAAAGGGUUAUGGGAGCGAAAUUCACGAUUCUAUGUUCCCAAUGUCCACGGAUCGUGGGAAGAUUUCCGACAAAUGGUCCGUGUACAGACUGAAAUUGGAACGAAUAAUCCGCACAAUAUGUGGAGCGCGUUAAGGAAAGAUCAGAAAAAGGGCUACCGACCAUCAGAGCUCCAACCGGAUAAGCCGAUCUGGGGGCCCGAAAGACCUCCGGCAGAACAAGAUAUCCUCGAGGUGGGCGGUGAAGGGAUACCGCCAACGACAUACGAGAAAGAUAAGUACGAAUGGGGCGUAGGCGAGGACGCUGACCUCAUUGUUUUAAACCCACUGUACGAUCCCGAAGGAACAACCUGGCUUCUGAAAGAUGAUGUCACCGGGUACAACAGGAGCCACGAGUAUCCACCGCGACGAACGUCGAUCAUAACAGCAUCUCGUCUUUCACGCAAAUUACUACAUACAAUGCAUCGUGAAACUACCAUAAAGCGACACACCAUGUUCUCGGAAAUGUGGCCCGCCACAACAUGUCUUCACCACGGUUUCAAAGCCGUGUACGCCCCCCACGCUGUCUACAUAGACCGACGGUGGCCACCGGUGUACCUGGAGUCUAUUUUCAAUGGAGGCAGGAAUGGAGCCAGCGGUGGUUCACGAAUGUCAGUCUUCGGGGACCGCGAGCAUAACUUUCAAGGUACGACAUGGUUCUACUCGGCGGGACAUGCCCUAAACCUCUGGAACCGAUGGCUUGGGUAUAAAGUGAACAAUGACGGCGGUGAAGACUUUGAGCUCGCUAACGAGGGGCGCAUGUGCCUUCCACCGAUGCUGUUUCAUCCGAUAAAGGAAGUGAGUUUGACCAUUGACAGCAGUUGACCCGUGACCACAAAUCGGAGCUGGUGUACAUGGAUUGUUGAUGUUUCGGAAAAUGCUUUCCGAUCUAUAAGUUUUCUGCACUUCUUCUGUUCUGUUUUAAAAUUCCCAACGAAUGCUCCGUGUUCAGUGCUUCUCACUUUAGUCAGCGCCGUGGGAUUUCGCCUUCUCGAAAGUCGAAAUCCACGAUCCACAGAACUUAAAAGAUUUGAGAUCAGAUCCCGGCUGGAUCAUUUUCUGUGGCGAAACUAUUUUCUUUACCAAGCAAGAGGGCUUGGGGAUAAGGCUAUGCAUUCCAUGGUUUCACUGUAACUCGAUUAUGCACAGUUUUUAUACAUCCGAGCCAAAGGCGUGGCGAUGGGCAUAUGUGUUUCUUUUUUUAGGGUCCUGGUGUUAUGGGGGAAUCAUCAUUCUGCGGUAUGCAUCAAGGAGUUUAUGUGGCCAU